Molecule: messenger RNA, 8364 nt
Organism: Oncorhynchus kisutch (coho salmon)
Lineage: Eukaryota; Metazoa; Chordata; Actinopteri; Salmoniformes; Salmonidae
Product: sickle tail protein
Exons: 19
Coding region: 266-6091 (1941 amino acids)
Cellular component (GO): cytoplasm
Source: RefSeq, a predicted model, not a curated record
AAGGCACAGCACAGCGCGGCACACGUGGAAUCGACUCUCAGCUGAUGAACUACAGUCUAUCUAACUAAGGAGCUGGGCUUUGUCUUAAAAUACAUUUUUCUUGUAGGCGACAGACUGCUCAGCUUUCGUGUCCAGUCAAUACUUGACACUCACCCGGAGAGUUUGAUUACCAACUGGAUUGACUGACUGACAGAAGUGUGUGAGAGAGAGAGGAGCAAGCCGUAGGGAUAUACAAGACGCCCUGGAGUAUCUGACCGGUGGAAAGAUGACAUCCAAGUCAUCCAGGCAGGGCAGACCCUCUUCGGCAGGGUCCAAGCAGCCCUCUCAGAGGAAGGAGUGCCCGGCAGGUAAUCGCUCCUGUAUGCUGCGGGUCGGGGAGAGGCUUAUGAGGGCUGGGAGUGAGGGGAACCUACAUGCUGUGAGACCCAAACCCGCCCAGCAGACACCACUGGAGGGGGGACACCAAAAGUCUGGCUCCAUCACAGCCAAAGAGUCAGGAAACAACAACCCAAGACUGUCAUCACCUGAGGAUGUAAAGCGCCUCCACCUAGAGAACCAGAACCACCACUCUGAGCCACACUCCCCUAGCACUGUCCCCAGGAGGUACACCAUUGGAGGGCAAGGGCACCGCAGCACCAGGGACCCCCUGACCAUGCAGCACGCUGACAUAGAGAGGAAGAAAGAGGUGUUCCUGGAGCACCUGAAGCAGAGGUAUCCUCACCAUGCUGCUGUCAUCAUGGGCCAUCAGGACCACCUCAUGGGCCAUCAGGACCGCCUCAGAGAUGUCAGGAGCCCCCCGCACUCUGUCAGCCCCCCGCCCGGUGUAGGGGAGCAACUGGAGCACCUCUCCGUGGUCUCUCUGGAGUCUAAGGAGACCAUGUCAGAGGGAGAUGGUCCUGCUGCCUUCACCCGGGGCUGUCGGGCACGGGCCAGCCUGCCGGUCGUCCACUCUGCCAACCAGACCAGGGACAGAUCACUAGGUGUGCUGUACCUGCAGUACGCAGAGGAGACCAAGCAGAUCCGGAUGCCCAAUGAAAUCACCAGUGGAGACACCGUCAGGGCUCUGUUUGUGAGUGCCUUCCCCCAUCAGCUCACCAUAAAGAUGCUGGAGUCUCCCAGUGUGGCCGUCUACAUCAAGGAUGACACAAGAAAUAUAUACUACGAGCUAACUGAUGUCAGAAAUAUCACACCUGCCUGCUGUCUGAAGGUGUACCACAAAGACCCUGCACACGCCUUCAAUCGCAGCAACGCAAGGUCCAACAAUGCCGACGGCGGGAUACCAAGAGAGAUACUGUAUGGAAGUCAUAGCCCUGUCCACACUUUACAAUCCACCCGCAUUCCUGUCCACGCCAUUCAGGGGUCCAUGUCUCCCCCCAUGGCCCGCUCCAUGCCCUCCUCCCCCUCCAGGAUCCCCUAUGGUCGCCAGGCUGGGGGAGGGGUGCCAGGCAGUGCCACCCUCCCCAGGGCCAACAUGUCCAGCGGGCCACCCAGCAGGUCCGUCACCCCAUGCCCCAGCGCCAUCCUGGAGAGAAGAGAUGUCAAACCUGAUGAGGACCUGAGCAGUAAGAGUAUGGCGCUGGUGCGUGCCGACGGGUUGUAUGUCAACGUCACUGACCCCUACGCUGUCCAGGAGGCCCGGCUGAGUAUCGCCUCCUCACAGGGGGGCAGCCACAUGGGGGACGUGGUCGACAUGGGUGGUGGCCUCCUCCGGGCUUCGGGCAAGUCCACAGCCUCCUAUUCAGAGAACCCAGAGCAGCAGCACUCCCUCUACAGGCAGAAGUGCCGGAGGUAUGGUGAAAACCAGGGACUACCGACGUUCGGCACCAAAACCCCACCACCUUCCCCUCACAGAGUGAAUGAGGUCAGGAUGAUUGACAACCAUGGCCCUGUGGCCCCGGAGAGAGGGUCUCCUAUUGGCCGGUCCCUGCGGAGGGAGAGUAAUGGUAAUACUGUAGAGGUGGUGAACAGGACCAGGGGUGGUGUGUCCUCUGUGUCCUCUCCUGUGUUCCUGGAGUUCCCCCCAGGGCACCAUGGCGACAAAUUGUUCCAGGGUCACCUCACCCCCAAUGACCCUCAGACCAGUGAGCGAAUGAAGGCCAUGGAACAACAGAUCGCCAGUCUUGCUGGCCUUGUUCAGCAUGCACUUUUUAUUGGGCCAGCUGAGAGAGAUGGGAGGACUGCUUCUCCUUUCCAUGUAAACAACAGUGCAGGAGUGUCACCAGUUCCUGCAGCCAGAAGCCCUGCCCUCCUGGCAGACGCCACCAGUGCUCUAGUCUCUCAGGCCCAUCCCCCUGACCCCGCCCUGCAGGUCACACUGACCACUGUCAGGAGGAACGUCACUGAUCUGCGACAGCAGCUGCACCAUCUCAGACAGCUACAGAUGCAGAACCAAGACAGUGUGAGGGUGAUGCUGAAGAGAGCGGAGCAGGAGCUGACUGGGGUUAUGUCUGAGACCUUACAGAGACAGCAGCAUGAGACAGAGCCUGCCCAGAGACAGAGGACCACAGUGGAUGAGGAGAGACGCAAGUACCUGGCCAUGGAGGAGAGAGUACUAGCCCAGCUCAGGGAGCUGGAGGAGUACGUAGACUGUCUGAGAAGAGACUUGUCCUCUUGCCAAGGUCAGCUGUCAGUCACCCUCAGGGAUGUGGAGGAGGGAGCUGUCAACCUUAGGAGGGUGGGAGAGGUCUUGGCUGGGCUUAAAGGUGAGUUUCCUAGCCUCCAGGGGAAGAUGCGGACAGUUCUGCGUGGGGAGGUAGAGGCAGUGCACUUUCUGAAGGAGGAGCCUCACAAGAUGGACAGCAUGCUUAAGAGGGUCAAAGCCUUGACAGAAGCUCUCAGCGGUCUCAGAAGAUGUGUCACAGAGAAUCAUCCUCACGAUCCCGAGCCUGGAGCAGCCAAAGCAUUCAUAGAGGGGGCUGUAGAGCCUGCCAUUACCCAGUCCGAUCCCCCACUGAGGAAUCGCCCCACUGUGGAUUCCCCCAAUCCCCAGCCCAGGUCCUCUGUCAGACCGCCCCUACCCCAGCUCCAGGGCCAGAACCCCGCAGUCAGGCCAGACAUGGCCCCCACGUCUCCUGUUGUCAUCCACCGUGUGAAGAGCUCUCCCGUCGAUAUGCAACCGUGUCAGCACUCAGUGGCCCUGCCGCCCUACCACCACCCCAGCCCCCCGCUGACCCCCACCCAUGGCCGAGACUCCCCCACCGUGGCCAAGGUCAGUCCCCGCAGUCGGGAGAACAGCCCAGCCCUGCAGAAGAGAAUGAUCACCUGGUGCGGAGAUGGACCGGCCCCCACGGCUAGCAGCACUGAAACCACCACACAACCACCUGGCUCAGCGGAGAACCAAACCAACAGGGGCAGCAUCAAAAACAAAGUCAUGGACAUUGAGGCUGCAGAGAGAGAGGGGGACCUGGAGGAGGGGAGGCCACCACAGAGAUCAGCCACCUCUGCUGGGAGUCAGUUUGAGCAGAUUCUCCAGGAGGCCCAGGCCAGCCUAAUGAUGGCCAUCCCUGACUUAGAGUUGACCGAGACGGGGAGGAGUGAGUCUCAGUCUCCCAAUCCACCCCUAGCUCCAGACCAGCCAUCUCUCCCCCAGACCCUCCCAGACCCAAAGAUGCCCCUCAACACUCCACUGCUAGACGAGAUGGAUGUUCCUGAACCUACUGAGGCAUCUCUUCCAGAACCCACUCAGCCAGCCAAUGUGGCUUCUGAGAUGACUGUUCAGGACAGCCCUGAGCAACCACACAGGCCUAUGGUUGAGAAGCCUCGCAGGCCCAGUGUGGAAAGAGAGAUGAGGAACAGCCCAGAGAAAGCAGGGAAGUCCCCUCCACCGCCCCCACCACGGAGGUUCUUCACCUCACCAUCAAGCCCAGGGCUGACCACAGGGAGGUCUGGAGAAGUGGUCUUUACUACCAGGAACGAAGCUGCCACCACACGGGACAAUGAAGAGGAGGUGUUCCUUCAACCCAGUCCCAAACCCACCAGACAGCCCCCAGAGGUCAAGCCCAAGCCCCAAACCACAUCUGUUAUCACAGCCUCAGCUGAGCCAGAGGAAGAGGAGGAUGAAGAAGAAGAUGAGGAGGAGGAUACAUUCAUGAAGGAACUACAGGUGUUUCAGAAGUGCACUCUUAGAGAUGUAGGCACAAAGUGCAUUGUAGACCUCACAAGCACUGCAUCACAAGUCAGACAGAUAGAACCAGAGCUCUCCCUUUCACCCAAAGUCCCUAAGGAGAGUCAGGAGAACCAGGGUAAAGACAAAAGUGUGCUCAACACCGAUGAAAACAGAUUUGACACUGUACCAAAGAGUCCCAGGGUCAUGUAUUAUGUUAUGGGACAGAUAUCCAAUGAAAAGCCUCCAUCGGGAAGAACAGACCAAUCGGAAGGGAGAGAGGGAACAGUGUCCCCCUCACAGGUGGCAAACACAAAUAUGCUUGACUCCCAGCAGCUAGAGUUACUAACAGCAGAUGAGUCACCUCUAGUGGUGGAGUGCGAAGAUUGUCCUCCUGAAACACAAAAGAUAGCAGUUGGAGAAGAUAGUGAGAAGGCAAACCUCGUAGAUGAGAAUGACCUGAAGGAUCCUGUUGAGAGUCAGAAAGAGGAGGUGGCUGAACCUGUGUGUUCUACAAUACCUGCAGAGAAGAAGGACUUACCUGCACCUACCGAAUUGAGCACUCAUCCUGCUAACAGUAUACCAUCAUCUCCACCAGUACCAGUAAAUCAGUCUAUGACUAUUAUAGCUCAGGAGGGUUCAGGUAGUCCAUUGUCUUCUCCACCAGUAGAGAGUGUGAACCUGGAUGACAGCCAGAGCCAGCAGGUAGUAUUUAGGUCAUCCAGAGGCAGAGCACCACGGUAUGUAGAGGAGAGCAGCAGCCUGAGCCCUGACCUCCCCGACGAGGAGGGCUCUCCUCCCCCUGAGAACAUCUCCUUCAUGAUGAUUACCAGCAAAAGAGUGCAGGCUCUGUCCACCAGGCAGUACCAGGAGAUAGUAAGUAGGACCAACGGGUCCGAGGUUCAGACCGUCAAGGUGGGGAACGACACCACCACCAGCGUCAGCCAGGAGGAGCACUGUGGCUUCGAUAGGAAGCCUGUGAUCAUCAUAUUCGACGAGCCCAUGGACAUCCGGUCGGCCUACAAGCGUAUGUCCACCAUCUUUGAGUGUGAGGAGGAGCUGGAUGUGAUGCUGCACCAGAAGAGCAUCGAAGAGGAGAAUGAGGAAGCAGAGAAGAAUGUACCUCAGGUAAAGCCUAACACUGAUCUCCAACAGGCAAACAAGACAGCAGUGACAGAAAACACUGCAGACGGUCACAGUAAUACUCCUGCUGUGGUUGCGCAACAGACAAGUACAUCAGAGUGCUCAUCGCCAGAACAGUCUAAAACAGAGUCCUCAAAUGGCAGCAAACCAGAGUCCAAAAAUAAGUUCAAAUUCAAGUUCCCCAAAAAAAAGCUGGCGGCCAUCAGCCAAGCGAUUCGCACUGGGACCAAAACAGGCAAAAAGACGCUCCAGGUGGUGGUCUAUGAGGACGGGGAGGACGGACACAUGAAGGAGACCAAGAGGUUUGAGAUCAACAGCAGCAAACCCCAAACUGACUCCAGUCACCUCACCACUGUGAAUAACGUAAUGUCAUCAAGCACUCUCACCUGGUCAAACUCUAAACACAGAACAGAGGCGAUCUGUAAGAACACCUACGAGUCCAGAAACAGUUUAGAUGAGACCAUUAAAAAGCAGGAGAUCAUCGUGGAUAAUAUAAGCCCCUCUGCGCUUAAGAUAGACUCCUGUGAAGAGUCUCCAUCCGCUAUGAAACUCAAACAAGAGAGGGAGGGCAGUCCCUCCAAGAGGUCUGCCCCUCCUCAGGUCUCUAAGUCCCUUAAUCCUCAGAGUAAGAAGUCCAAACCACAACUUCCACAGCUUCCCAGACCGUCCAUCAUGAGCAGCUCCAAGAAACAGAAUACCAGUGGCUCUCCUUCUUCAAGUCAGAUGUCACGUUCUGCAUCUGCAAAGUCCUGGCAGCAACCAGCCGGGUCAGCUGACAAACCAGGGGGAAAAGCUCAGAAGCUCCAGGGCAAUCGGAAGCAGUUUCGACAGGUAGUUUUACUAUAAGAUGGCCUGUGUCAGGAAGUAUUGGAGGAACCACUUUCAUGAUGUAGAGAAGUGCGUUCAUGUAAAGCAUUGGAAACUGUACAAUUAUAAGAUGUUUGUUGAAUCCAUGCGUUCUCUGUCUUGUUCUCCUAUGUCUUCAAGACCUUUUGACUUACCAUAUGUACCCUCUUCACCUCUAUAUGCUCCAUGAGCAUGCUCAGCAUGUAACUUUCAGUCCCUUGGAGAUGGAGACAAGGAUAGAAGAUUGGCAAGGAUAUAUUCACCUCACUUUUUGAAGAUCUCCUUGAAUUAAGCAUUUUCAUUUUUUGCAAAUAAAUGCGAUUCUCUAAACUUAAACUAAAGCAACUCAAAUGAUCCAUCUAAAUUCACCCUCUGUCAGCUAUCCAUGUAUUCUUUAACCCUCUUCAUCUCACCCUGAGUAGCAUGAUAUUUAUGUCAUAAACAUUGCGUGUGCUUGAUGAGUAAGUGCAUUUAAUUGGUUAAUUAGUGGGCAUCAUUAACCCUUUAGAUCAUUUCCUGACUUCAUCUGUUUUACUGUGGUUGUUUAUAUUUUCAAUUAAUCAUCUAUUUUUUGUGUAUUUUAGUGUCAUCUGUUUGCUUUGUAACAUUGUUUAUUUAUCUUUGUAUAAUAACACUUCUUUUGCCUUUCUUGACAUUCCAUGUCUCCUGCCAUCUUUGUUUCGCAGGCCAUCAGAAGUACUAAGAAAGCAGGUGGGGAUAGUAACCAUUCUUUCCUUGCUUUACCUGCUUCUAAGAUCCCAACCUUUUGUCAUAGCUCUGGAAAAAACACAUCAUCCCCAGAUCCUAACUCAGUGCCUAACCCUAUUAAAUCACCUUCAUCCUUCCCAUCCUCCUCACACAAGUCUUUCAUCCCGUCUCUUAAUCUGAGUCGUCUUGUCCCUCCUAGCCCGUCUCUCAAUGACAGACGUCAAAAUCUUUCCCUCUCGUCUCAAACCCAAAAUGGCCGACCCAGCCAUUUCUCUUACUGCUCAUCUUCCUCUUCCUCCUCCAACUCCCCCUCUUCCAACUCAUCCUCUUUGUCCCCCACAUCCACGUCCUCCACCUCAUCCUCCCCUCCCUCCUCUCCCCGACUGCCAUGAGUCAAGGUGCAAGGAGUAUCCACCGCAUUGCACAUAUACCCAGCUUCACCGGUCACAAGAUGCAAUGUGGACACAGCAGCAAAACCACACAAACACCAGCAGCUUCUUUAUCUAAGGACAUAUCAUGAUAUUUUUAUAUCUAUAAAUUACAGUGGAGGGAAAUGCUGUUUUCAUGGCAACAUAAUACAAUUACAGGGCAGUCUUGUUUCUCUCUAUCCCUUCCAUACGUUUUUGAUAAUGAACAGUUUGAAAAAGAAAAUACAUUGACCUGGUUUUCAACACUCACUUUGAGCAAGAGGACCUUUUUAUUUCUGCCUCGGCUUUUGUAUGAUGAUAACCAUAUUAACAAGAUAACUACUUUGCAUUACAAAUGAUCAACACAAAAAGGUGCAAACAUUCUAGAAUUAAUGCUAAUGCAGUUUGGUGGUGCUGGAAAUCUGGAUUUUAUUUUUAUUGAUGUGAGAAAUCUUUGGUUUAAUUGAUGGUGUUGAAUAUAAUGUAUAUUUUAUAAGAAUUUGAGUGACAGAUAAUAUGCAGAUUUGAUCUAAAAUAACAAUUUAUUAUAUAAGGAAAUCAAAUGAUUUUGGAGAUAGAUAUAGUAAAUUUCAUCUAGCAUCUGUCAUUCACUUGUCAUCUGUCAGAGAAUCUCUUCUAUGCAAUGAUCUUAGAUGUGUAGAGUGUGAGUGGAACUUUAAGGAAAAAAAGAGUUUGGUGAUUUCUUAAGCUUCCUAUGCACUGCCAAAUUGUUUGAGCUAACAAGAUAGCUACUGUACAAUCAAAGUGAUGUUUAGAGGACUUUUAUGGCAGUAGAUGUGGUAAAUGCCAAAGUAUUUGGUUUUACAGACCAUGUAUCUAAGACAUGCACUGUGUGGAUGUUGUAAUGUUUUCCUUUGGGAUGGCACCUACUUAUUUUAACCAAAUAGCUUACUGUGAUACUCUUAUAUUCAUAUCAGUAACUGGUGUUUACAUUCAUACUUAGUGACAGAAGUUUACAUACAAGUACAUUAUAGAGAUUUGACAUAUUUAUCUGUAAUAUUAGAGAACUAUUGUGUUUGCACAACUCCUAUUUAGUGUUCUCUGAUUUUGUAAAGCUGUAAACAAUGUUGUAAAAAUGUAUUGUGGAAUGAAAUACUUGUGAGGUUGAAAAACGAAUAAAGGGCUUUCUGUUAGUGA